Molecule: messenger RNA, 2163 nt
Organism: Clonostachys byssicola
Lineage: Eukaryota; Fungi; Ascomycota; Sordariomycetes; Hypocreales; Bionectriaceae
Source: the annotation of a GenBank genome assembly
AUGCUUUGCUCCGCUUGUAUCGCAGCACUUACCACGGACAUUGAGGAGCGGAUGUGUCGAGACGCAAGUCUAAUUCAAAAUUUGGACAAGAGAGUCCAUCAUCCUUCUUCUAAGAGCUUUUACAAAGCGACUGAGGACAAAUGCUACAUUUGCCUCAACCUUUUGCACCUAUGGGAGCAUAAAUUCAAGCUUCGCCUUCCGUUUCCCUCACAACUGGAUGGGGAGACUCUUCUAGAAAGUGGCGACAAGAUAUCCGGCGCUCUACACUUCUCCCACUUCUAUCUGAGUCGAGGCGAGACCUCUUUCCACCCCGUGUCUUGGCCCGAGAGUAGCUUGGACGAGUCCUUCGCCAUCAUCAUUUACCUAGAGGAUAGCUACAAGAACGCAGUCCAACCGUGGAGUAUCGAGACUAUCCUUGUAUCCUUUGUGGUAAAUCCCUACAACCACGUGCAACAACUACUACCGAAGAGAAACUUGUCGGGUAAUACGGGGCACGACGCAAGUUUCUGGGAAGUACAAGAAUGGCUCCGCGCAUGCAGUGAUAGUCAUCAAGCCUGUAAGGCAAUUUAUGGAUCAACGGGCACCCGCCCGACUCGCAUCGUUAACCUUUCCCAUGCUAAGGACUUUGGUAUUGUGAGGGUGCAGGAUGGAGAUGUUUCCUUCUGUGCUCCAUACGCAACAUUGAGCCAUUGCUGGGGCGCAUCACCUCAUACACGUCUACUCAAGGAGAAUCGAGCCGCGUUUUGCCAUGGGGUUCUCGUUUCUCAGCUACCUCGAGUCUACCAGGAAGCCAUAGAUAUAGGGCUACGACUCGGAGUACAGUAUCUCUGGAUUGAUAGCCUGUGCAUCGUGCAAGACGACGAAGCCGAUUGGCUGAGGGAAGCAAGCAGAAUGUUCGACAUAUAUCGAAAUGCACUGAUCAACAUUGGAGCUACAGGGCCCUCUGAUGGACAUGGGACUUGUUUUAUUGAACGCGACCGAAACCUUCUCGGCCCUUGCCUGUUCAACAAGCAGACCGGCCAACAUGUGGACUCAGAACCAGAGCAUCCUCAAACCACCUGGCAUGUUGUGGAGGAACGUUUCUGGAUCGACAGACUACACCGACAAGCCUUAAAUCGAAGGGCAUGGGUCUUGCAAGAGCGACUGAUCUCACCACGCAUGGUUCACUUCGGAGCGGAUCAAAUCUACUGGGAGUGCCACGAGCUACACGCUUGUGAAGUCUAUCCCAAAGGCCCACUGGCGAUGCAUGAAUUGCAGGCGCUCAAGGCUGUCCACACGGCUGUGAUUCUACAGGUGUUCGCCGCUCGAAAUCCACGGAGGGAGGUUCAUUCGAUAUAUCCGACGAUUGGGAGCUCGCAAAAUGAGCUAGCCCUAUUCUCGUGGAGCGACAUCAUUUGGCAAUAUGGUCGGCUUGAACUAACAGUUCCAAGUGAUAGGCUAAUCGCCCUUUCCGGCUUGGCUAGGCAUAUGCAGGAUCUGGUGCAAGAUGAAUACGUUGCUGGACUGUGGAGGUCUGCCAUGAUCACGGGACUACUAUGGAGGGUGAAUCAUCGAGAGCGACAACGGGAUGGCGAGGAGACCGCUGCACGUCGGCUCGUUGGCGCUCAUGUACCAAGCUGGUCAUGGGCGUCGAUGCACGGAAACAUAUAUACAUUGCUGACACCAGAUGCCAAUCUGAAGAAAGGUGGACUUGAUGUUCACAUUGCUAUCAAGGACAUAGCAUUGGAACAUGUCGGUGAUCGAUAUGGUAAUCUUCACAGCGCUGUCCUCAAGGUGGAGUGUCGACUCUGGCCCGCCGCGUUCCUAGACGAACGCUUGAGAUAUCGCUACCGUCGUUGGUUCGGUACACAGCUACCGUUCAUCGACAUUGGGCAUGAGGAGUGGAAACCGCCACAAGAGUUCGACUGUUACCCGGAUGAGCCGCUUCAGCUUGGCGACAUUGACAUGGGAGCGAAUUUGUAUUUAAUGCCCGUCGCUUCUGUGAGGCGUGACGAGCUUGUGGGAACCGAAGGCCUGAUUCUACGAAGAUAUGAAGACGCUGAGGAGAAGGAUGUUUGGUAUGAGCGCUUCGGGUACUUUCAGAGGUAUCUAUCCAAAGACGACUUCGUCACAAUGGCAGAAAGGGCCCAGGAUGGUGCGGCUGGGGUGAUCGAGAUAAUCUAG